Messenger RNA from Xenopus laevis (African clawed frog), 1742 nucleotides. RefSeq names its product upstream transcription factor 1 S homeolog (gene usf1.S). NCBI's taxonomy places the organism in Eukaryota, Metazoa, Chordata, Amphibia, Anura, Pipidae. The record is from RefSeq and is a predicted model, not a curated record. Gene Ontology annotation, molecular function: DNA-binding transcription factor activity, RNA polymerase II-specific; RNA polymerase II cis-regulatory region sequence-specific DNA binding; E-box binding. The transcript has 11 exons. Bases 203 to 1114 code for a protein of 303 amino acids. Gene Ontology annotation, biological process: regulation of transcription by RNA polymerase II; positive regulation of transcription by RNA polymerase II; glucose mediated signaling pathway. Gene Ontology annotation, cellular component: nucleus.
GCAGGGUCUUCCGCCAUGAGAAAAAAUGGCAGAACGGGAAUCCAGUGCGCAUGAACGGAUCUCUGUGGAGCGCUGAAUUGGAGAACUGAGGAGAGGGCAGCAGGUAUUGGAGGUAUUGGGCCCCUCACUGGCGCAGACACCCCCCGACCGAACUACUGGACUGGAUAGGUUGGAAGCUUCUGAUGUAGAACUGCACAGAGAGAUGAAGGGGCAGCAGAAAGUGGCGGAUAUUGAAGAAGGAAGUGUGCGGGUGCAGGAGGGAGCUGUAGCAACAGGGGAAGAUCCCACCAGUGUAGCAAUCGCCAGUAUCCAAUCAGCUGCCACAUUCUCUGAUCCCAAUGUCAAAUACGUGUUCCGCACGGAGAAUGGGGGGACACAGGUGAUGUAUCGAGUUAUACAGGUGGCAGAGGGGCAGCUGGAUGGGCAGACAGAGGGCACCGGGGCUAUUAGUGGCUUCCCGGCCACCCAAUCCAUGAGCCAGGCUGUGAUCCAGGGGGCAUUCACCAGCGAUGAUGCCGGAGAGACUGAUGCGUCGGGGCCAGAGACUCACUACACCUACUUUCCCACCACAGUCACAGACUCCAGCACUUCCACUGUAGUGACCACCCACACCACUGACACUCUCAUAGGACAGGCCGGAUCCACGGCCCCGGGUCAGUUCUAUGUGAUGAUGUCACCACAAGAUGUUCUACAGGGAGGGUCCCAGAGGUCCAUAGCACCCAGAACUCAUCCAUAUUCUCCAAAGUCCGAUGGCCCACGAACUACUCGAGAUGACAAAAGACGAGCGCAGCACAAUGAGGUGGAACGGCGCCGUCGGGACAAAAUCAACAACUGGAUCGUUCAGCUGUCUAAAAUCAUCCCUGACUGCUCUAUGGAGAGCACCAAAUCCGGGCAGAGCAAAGGCGGCAUUUUGUCCAAGGCCUGCGACUAUAUCCAGGAAUUGCGACAGAGCAACCUGCGCCUCUCGGAGGAACUGCAGAAUGUGGACCAAUUGCAAAUGGACAAUGAGUUGCUCAGGCAGCAGGUGGAAGAUCUUAAAAACAAAAAUCUGAUCCUUCGGACCCAGCUGCGCCAUCAUGGGGUGGAGAUCAUCAUUAAAAGCGAUGGGCGAUGAAUGGAGCGAUGUGAGCCGACGGGAGACCCCAAAACUAACUCUUGCCCAAUUGAACGUCUCCUUGGUUCCCCCAGCUUCCUUUUCUAUUGGUGCUUUGCCCAUUUCUACAAUAAUGUAAAUAUUGUGUGUGAGCAAUAAGAUGGGAGGAGCCUGGUGUUUUGUGGGCGGUGCCAGAACAUCACUAUCCUUCUCCAUGCUUGGGAAUGGGUUGUAUAAUGUGUAUAUUUGUCUGUUUUCUAUGUCACACUUGCCCCCACCCCCCCCUUUUUUUUUUUUUGAGGACAAAUGUUAUCCUUCGCUUUAUGUUCGGGUUCUGUCCAUACUUUUCUGUUUGCUUUGGAAAGACCCUCAGGGGCCAAAGAAGAAAAUCCACCCACGGUGCCAUCUACUUUCUGUUGCCAGUUCCAUAGCCACACUGGGACCCUAAUCAAAUGGACUAUUUUAGUCUUCCACAACUUCAUUGGCAUUCCUGCAAGUGGCAGUUGUACAUUGGGCACCUUGUCUUGCUUCCCUGAAGGCCAGAGUGUUGCCCAGAUGAGACUUGUAGGACCAGCUGGGGCCCCACCACUCUCCUCUCUCCUUGUGCCAGCGUGGCUGCUGGGUAUUUAAUAAACAAGUAAUACUCUCA